CAACUCAAUCCUCAAUUUGGUACUCCAUAUUUGUUGGUAGUUCAUGUCAGUCAUAAACUCUAGAGUUAAUUUCGUUGGCGUUGUUAUCUGGCACCAGUAGCACAAGCUACAAAGCAACAUCAUCACUUUGGGGCAUAAAAGCUUGAUCAAACCUCCCCUCAAUACCAGAAAAAGUGAAAUUUUGUGGUUAUCUGCUUACUAAAGUGUAACCCGAAAAUAUGCGAGUUUAGGCUAAUUAGCUUUCGUGUUUUGUUAACUAUAAAUAACGUAGUAAAACCACAAAUUAGUAUCAGUUUUUGAAGCAAAUUCAAUUGCACUACCAACAGUGCUAUCCCCUCUUACAGCGUGGAAAUAACAGGAACCACUACCCACAGCAACAUGCAGCUUCAAGCUUUCAGUUUUGUUUUAUUGGCUACCAUUUGUGGUUUGGCGGCAACCAUUGAAGCAGCACCAGCAGCAGAGCAAGCCCUACAUCACCCACAUCGCCAAAAUAAACGCAAAGUUCACCACGGAGCCAAUGAGGGUAAUAAUGGCUUCAAUUACCAUUCUGGUGCGGUUGCUAAAUAUGCGGAACCAGCUAAACAUGAACAACACAACGAGUCCAAGCACCUCAACAAACAUUUCGAAAUAAGUGGUGCGAUGGCAAUUGGAAAAUUCCAUGCUGAAAAUAACAGUUUCGAGGACUAUCACGACCAUGAGGAUAUUCACCAUGAUUACCAUUCGAGUCCCACAUACCAGUUCGAGUACGGAGUUAAGGAUCAUAAGACUGGCGAUGACAAAAACCAUUGGGAAGAAAGGGAUGGUGACAUGGUUAAAGGGAGUUAUACCAUCAAAGAAGCCGAUGGCACUACUCGUAUUGUUGACUAUACCGCUGACCAUCAUAAUGGUUAUCAGGCUUUAGUUAAGGUUUUGCCACCGGAUCAUGGACAUGACGCCAUCAAGAAAAAUCGAAUUUUUGGAAUUAAAUUCGUUAAUAAAAUGCUGUGUCUAAGAGUAGUUCUAUUUGUCUUGGCCAUCUCCGGCACGACGUUUGCAGGAUAUUCCCACGGAGGUACAAGCUACACGGUGGUAACAAAACAUGAUGCGCCCCAUUAUUCCGUUAAAUAUGGCGGUGGUCUUGGCCAAGGCCAUUAUGACUUGGGUCAUUAUGGUAUCCAUUUAAAUCAUGGAUAUGGUCAUGGUGCUCAUAUUGAUCAUCACCACAAACAUGAUUACUACAAAUAUCCCAAAUACCAAUUCGACUAUGGUGUGAAGGACCUGAAAACGGGUGAUAUUAAGAACCAAUGGGAACAUAGAGAUGGAGGCUUGGUUAAGGGUGGUUACUCUUUGAAAGAAGCCGAUGGCACAACCAGAGUAGUAGAGUAUCAUGCUGAUGAUCACAAUGGCUUUAAUGCCAUCGUAAAAAAGAUAGGUCAUGCCCAUCAUCCAGAUUUAUAUGCAAAGUCCCAUCACUAUGGCGCUGAUAAUGGUUAUGGUUAUGCUACAAAUGGCUUGGAUUAUGGCUAUAAUCAUGGUGGAUAUGGUUACGGUCUUGGCCAUGAACAAGGCCACGGACAUGCCAGUAGCUAUGUGAAUGUCAAGCAAUUGUAAUAUUGUAUGAACUUAUGUGAUUCCGCAAAACAACAUUGAAUCCUGACUGUAA
Messenger RNA from Stomoxys calcitrans (stable fly), 1642 nucleotides. RefSeq lists its product as uncharacterized. Gene Ontology annotation, cellular component: extracellular matrix. NCBI's taxonomy places the organism in Eukaryota, Metazoa, Arthropoda, Insecta, Diptera, Muscidae. The transcript is spliced from 4 exons. The record is from RefSeq and is a predicted model, not a curated record. Bases 379 to 1590 code for a protein of 403 amino acids.